Molecule: messenger RNA, 2388 nt
Organism: Rotaria socialis
Lineage: Eukaryota; Metazoa; Rotifera; Eurotatoria; Philodinida; Philodinidae
Source: the annotation of a GenBank genome assembly
AUGACAAACACCGCAGUACCAUUUCCAGCUUGUGAACAUCGAAAGUAUUCAUUUAGUAUCACUAACAGCGAAGAACUUCCAUCCAACGAUGAAACAACAAAUUCUACUCCGAAUUAUUCAUCAAUGAGUCCCGUACGUAGUACAGAAUCGAAUGAAAAUUCUUCCAUAUCAUCUUCAUUUUUUAAACCAAUAACAAAACAUAUUUUAUCAACUCGUACCGAUUUCAAAUCUUCUUCUUCCAUGCCUUCCAGUUCAGACUCAUCGCCAAAAAUGCGUAGUUCAACAACAAUUCCGUCCGAUUUAAAUCAUCUUCCAAAAUUGCAAAAACAAACAUCCACUGCAAUGACUCCGACACCGGAAACAAUCGAUGUAAAUUUUAAUUUUGAUGCGACAUAUUUACAAGUUCGCGAAUUAGCUCACAUAAAUUGUAAUUAUUUUUCUCAACAAAAAAAUGAUAUUUGUCGAAAAUUUGAACGCUUAUUAACGCAACUUUUACAUUCAUUAGAAUUAACUUUACCACUUAUUCGAUAUCUAAUAGACAAUUUUCAUCAUUUUGAUUAUAGUCCUGAAAUUCGUGCUAAUGGAUAUCGAACAUUAGUUGUAUCGCAUGGCCAUGCAUGUUUACGAACGUUAGAUAUACUUCGACAAGUUGAUGUAAAACGUGCUGGGAUUUUAUUUAAUCUCAUGCAUUCAUCAAAAUUAUUUCAAGAUCUUAACUCUUGGACAAAAGUUCUCACAAGCAUGCAGCAUAUGUUAUCGUUUGCUGUUAAAAUUCUAGGCGUCACCGAUAAAAAAAGUUUAUAUAUUGAUGUAACUCAAGUACCGAUGGAUAUCGAACUCGAUUAUUUUAAAAUAGUUGCUUUCGACUCGGAAAAUUUUUUUGGAAGUACAUGUGGAUUUCAAUUUGCUCAAUCUUUGGAAACCAUGAUUACUUUUAUAUUAGCUGGUCUAGCUGCUUAUCAUGAAACAUAUAAUCGAUCAAUACCUUUCGCAGCAGCUAGUCUCGCCACAGCACCAAAAUAUAUUCUAUUUCCUGAACAACGAGCAGCUAAGUGCGGUGCUAUAUUUCGUGAUUGUGAUUAUUUAUUUUGUAAAUCGUUUUGGAAUCUUGUCGAGCAUGAUUUCAUUAAACGAGGUUCACGUUAUAUUGCUCCUAAUGUAACGGUAUCGAAAUAUUUUCGAAUUGGGCCUCAACCUAUUGUUAUCGAUUCAAUUAUUAUUCCACCGCCAACUGCUAGUGCUGACGUUGAUGAACCAAAUGAACCCCCGGCUGGUAAUAUCGGAUCUGGAUCUGAUAGUCCAACAAGUUCGGGUACUAUGCAAUCAAAGCAAUUUGUCAAUAUUAAACUUUUAUCGCAUGAAAUGCGAGAAGGAAUGGAUAAAUUGCCUUUGAAAAAAUCUGACUUUGAAACGUCAUCAAAAAAAAUAUUGCCAAUGAGUGAUCAACUUCUGAUGCAUAUUCAUGGUGGUGGUUUUAUUGCUACGUCAUCAACAACUCAUGAAGUUUAUCUAAAGCCAUGGGCAUUAGGUUUGGAAAUACCUAUUGUAUCUGUUGAUUAUUCGCUUGCACCUGAAUAUCCAUUUCCUCGUGCUAUUGAAGAAUGUUUUUAUGCAUACGCAUGGAUUUUAAAGAAUGCCAGUAAACUUGGUUGGACAGGCAAGACACUUUUAUUAGUGGGUGACAGCGCUGGUGGCAAUCUAAUAACUGUAGUGACAAUAAAAGCCAUCGAAGCUGGUUUAAGAAAACCCGAUGGAAUUAUUUGUUUUUAUACGCCAUUUCUCCUUCGCUACAGUAUAUCACCAUCUCGAUUAAUGGCUGUUAUGGAUCCACUGUUAAAUACCGGUUUUCUUUGGCGUUGUCUUGCUGCCUAUACUGGUAUUAAAUCCGAUGAUCAACUUGUUUCACCAACUGUUUCUGGUAACAGUACACCGGAAAAACAACGAAAAAUUGACUCUACAAGAGCAUCACCCAAUCAAAUAGUAUCCGAAGAAGAAGACAUACCGGAACCUACUAAACUUGAAGUGAAAGACAUUUAUCAUGCUCGACUAGCUGAGAUCAUGGGUUCACGUCAAGCUUAUUUUCUUCGAAAAUUACGUGAAUCACCGUUACCAAGUCAUCCUCAUAUGUCACCGUUGUGCGCUUCAGAUGAUAUCUUACGGCAAUUUCCGACAACGCAUCUUGUACCAUGUGCACGUGAUCCAUUUAUUGACGAUAAUGUUGAAUUUGCACGGAGGUUACGUACUCUUAAUGUGCCCCAUCAUUUAGUUGUCGUCGAUGAAUGGCCACACGGUUAUCUUGAUUAUGGUUUCGCAGCAAACGAUCUUGAGCAGUAUAAUACUGGAAUAAUGAUUAUGCUUCAGAAUAUUGUCCAACAAUCAAACCGAUGA